UUACCCUUGCUUGUGCUAUUGUGUUAAGACCACACGUCUCAGAGAAGCCAUGAACGGACCCAAAUUCUAUAUUCUGCUUCUUGCUGGUGUCUUGGUCAACGGGCAAGGGAAAAUGGGAACGGGAUGGGAAAACCAAUUUGACCAGCCCUUACAUUUUAACUGCCCUUCAAGACAAUCCAUCUCUUACAUAAAAAGUCAGCAUAACAACGCCUAUGAAGACCGUUUGUGGGGCUUUGCGUGCAAAGCCACGUUUGUCUCAGAGCCCGAGUGCAGCUGGUCUCCUUACGUAAAUGACUUCGACCAGGAGUUCACCUUUGAAUGCCCCAAAAACAAUGUCCUCACCGGGAUGAACAGCUACCAUUCCAACCGCCAUGAGGACAGAAGGUGGAAGUUCUACUGCUGUCGAGUCAACAGCUACUGUAACCAGAAGUGUCAGUGGACCCCCUACGUCAACGACUUUGAUGAGGUCAUGUCUUGGCAAGUCCCAAGCCUGAACUACCUAGUUGGGGCCGGAAGCUACCAUUCCAAUCCUCAUGAAGAUCGUCGCUGGAGAUACCGGUACUGCACACGGACAAACUGCUGAUAUUACAGCUGAUUAUU
Messenger RNA from Salvelinus namaycush (lake trout), 600 nucleotides. RefSeq names its product hemagglutinin/amebocyte aggregation factor-like. NCBI's taxonomy places the organism in Eukaryota, Metazoa, Chordata, Actinopteri, Salmoniformes, Salmonidae. Gene Ontology annotation, molecular function: extracellular matrix structural constituent. Bases 50 to 583 code for a protein of 177 amino acids. The record is from RefSeq and is a predicted model, not a curated record. The transcript is spliced from 5 exons. Gene Ontology annotation, biological process: collagen fibril organization. Gene Ontology annotation, cellular component: extracellular matrix.